AUUAAUCCUCAUUAUCUAACGGGAUUUAUAGACGGUGAAGGUUGUUUUAAUAUUUCUAUCCUUAAAAACAAUGAAUUAUCAACAGUUAAACCUAUAUUUCAACUUAAUUUACAUAAAAAAGAUCUAAAAAUCUUAGAAGCUUUACAAAAAACAUGGGGUGUAGGUAAAAUAUAUAAACAUGGUCAAGAUUCAUUUAUGUAUCGUGUUAGUUCUUUGAAGAAUUUAAGAGUAAUAACAACUCAUUUCGAUAAUUAUCCUUUAAUAACCCAAAAAUUAGCAGAUUACCUGUUAUUUAAACAAUCUAUUGAUUUAAUACAGGAAAAGUUACAUUUAACUGAAAAAGGUUUACUAACAUUAGUUGGUAUAAAAUCUGUAUUAAAUUGGGGUUUAUCUGAAAAAUUUAAAGAAACAUUUCCUAAUUUGAUACCCGUAGUAAGACCAAAGGUUGAUAUUUCAGAAAUAAAAGAUGUUUAUUGA
Bipolaris victoriae FI3 is the source of this 477-nucleotide messenger RNA. RefSeq lists its product as hypothetical. The record is from RefSeq and is a predicted model, not a curated record. Gene Ontology annotation, molecular function: endonuclease activity. The annotation marks the transcript as partial. The transcript is spliced from 2 exons. NCBI's taxonomy places the organism in Eukaryota, Fungi, Ascomycota, Dothideomycetes, Pleosporales, Pleosporaceae.